UAUGGCACAAAGUCUUACAAUGCUGGGUUUAGCCUUACCAGGGCGUAAUGUGUCGGGGGUCAAACAACAUGCCAUCUUCCCUGUUUUCUGAGUUUGGGAGCAGCUCUCAGCUCCUCACUUUUUCUACUUCAAGCUACAAAAAUGCUAGAAAAUAACAGAAUUUUGGAAGGCUUGCUAUUUGAAUGGGAAAAAUUCCAUUCCAUCAAUCACAAACAACCAUCCAAACCCAGACCCAAUCCUCAAAUAAAGCAGCAAUGGUCGAUGGUCAUGAUCAGAGACUCUCUUCCACACAACGACCUCUCCAUCUUCCCUCCCGUCAACCACGAAAAUCUCCCCCAUCAAAUUCAACAACAACAUAACCCGCCUUCCAGGUCAACUCUUUCACCACCACGGCCAGACGCCAGCGAGGUCAUCCCAGCAUCCGCUGAUGGCGGGAUCGGAGAAUGGUUGGGAAUCGGGCUUGAGAUUUUGCGCGCCAAGAUGGUGAGCAUCGCCCGUUAUUUCGGUUACAAAAAUGGGACAAUGGGGAGAGCAUUUGGAUCUUUUGGAAGGGUUAUCGGGGUAGCGGCGGCGGCGGUGUUGUGGUGGCUGUGCAGGCGGCGGAGGUGUAGGAAAGAGAGCGUGGAGCAGUUGACGAGGAGUAUAAAGGAGAAAGAUGAGAAAAUUAGAGGACUGUUAAACCAGAUUGCUGAAAUGAAUCAAGUGUUGGUAGCACGUCAUAAAGCUUUAGCUUCAAACCGGACCCCAUUUGUAGCAUCUGUUUGAGAUGUUAGGUAAAUUUUUCCAAAUUCAUAAAAUAAUAUAUGUAAUAUAUAUUAGUAUGAAUUUGUGUAUAUUUGUAGACUUGGUUGUUUCUUCAUCUGAUUAUCAUUUUAGCCCUCAGUCAUGAUCAUCCCUUGCUUGCUUUCGCCAUAUCAAUUUGUUUAUAAAUUUCUUUAUUUUUUGUGUUUUCUUACCAUGGCACCAUCAACACCCUUUCACCUCCAUUUGGCUUUAAAAUUGAUAAAGAUUGAUGCUUUCAAUAAAGAAAAGGAAAAUAUAACAUGGAUGACAUGUUGUCUCAUUCAACAUAGACCCAGAUUAAAACAAUACUUCACAAACUGGUACUUUUGGAUUAUGGUUCAUUUAUCACUAAGAAGCCUAGUUUUCGAGCGUUUGGUAGAAGAAAAAUGCGGCCUCACAAGGGUCAA
Messenger RNA from Theobroma umbraticum, 1190 nucleotides. RefSeq lists its product as uncharacterized. The record is from RefSeq and is a predicted model, not a curated record. NCBI's taxonomy places the organism in Eukaryota, Viridiplantae, Streptophyta, Magnoliopsida, Malvales, Malvaceae.